AUGAAAUUCUUUGCUUCGUUAUUGUUGAUUAUCACUAUAACCGAAGCUGCACCUUCUCGAUCAUCUCAAUAUGAUGCACGGCCAGGCGGCAACAUGCCGUGUUACCUUGGCUGUUGGACACCUUGCGAACGAAUCCAAUGUCUUAAUGGUGGCUAUUGUAUUCAACCUGCGUCACAAACAAGUUUAGCUUAUUGCCAUUGCCCUUCACAAUUUACGGGAUAUCGCUGCGAACAAGCAGCUGCUGUGGUAGUUGAUCCAUGUUCAAACUAUCAAUGUAAUCAUGGAACUUGUAACAAAGAUCGUAGCAAUCAACCUUAUUGUUCAUGUUAUGAAGGUUAUGGUGGCUCGCGUUGUGAAACUCAAAUUGGUAUGUUAAAAAACCUAGAAACGAUUGAAUAUGAUUAAUCGAAGUCGAGAAGUAUUAAUACAGUAGUCAUUUUUCUUCGGCUGGUUCAAAGGUGAUGCAAGAAUAACUAACGAUCGAAUUCCAUUAGUGAAUAGAAUAAAGAAUGAAGAGAAGAAAAUUAGGAUACAUUCUUGACUGGCAUAUAU
This is a messenger RNA of Adineta ricciae, 552 nucleotides long. The record is from the annotation of a GenBank genome assembly. NCBI's taxonomy places the organism in Eukaryota, Metazoa, Rotifera, Eurotatoria, Adinetida, Adinetidae.